Messenger RNA from Mesorhabditis spiculigera, 321 nucleotides. The record is from the annotation of a GenBank genome assembly. NCBI's taxonomy places the organism in Eukaryota, Metazoa, Nematoda, Chromadorea, Rhabditida, Rhabditidae.
AUGUCCCGCCAGCUGCUCGUUCUGUGCGCCCUGCUCGUCGUCGUCGUCACCCUCAAGUGCUAUACCGACGAGAGGCAGACUCAAGCAGAAUGCCCCGCCGGGUCGAAAUGCCUGAUGAUGCGCACCGCCACGCCGCUUCGCGGGGUCGUCCGCGGCUGCCAGCCCGACUGCAAGGAAGUCGCCGGCGGGUCGUUGACGUUCGCGGAGCGCAACUACGCGGGCGACGCGUACUGCUGCGAUUCGGAUCUGUGCAACGGUUCGCCCGCCCAUCCGCCACUCAUCAUCACCAUCCUCGCCAUUGCCAUCAUCGCCCUGAUCUAU